UCUCCUCAUCAAUGGUCCUCCUGUUUUCCCAACAUCUGGCCUCACAUGUGAGCCUCCCUCAUGCCUCUAACUUGACUUUUCAUCAGCUCCCCUUUUCCUCCUGUGGUUUCUGUCCCCUCCCCUCCUUCCAGCCAUCUCGCCAAUCAUUUUCUAAAUUUUAAACGUGCCGCACUUAGCUUAUGACUGUGCGAGCAAGUGGAGGAGGAGUUUAAGUAAGUCUGAAUCAUGAAUAAAACCAUCUGUCAGCUUGUAAAGUAACAUUUGCAUGUUUGAGCUCCUUACACAUCUUAAACCUUGGAGCGGUACCCGCAGCAGCCUAUCUUUGCCAUGAGGGCCAGGAUGAAAAUGAUGAUGCAGCUGUUGCUUUUGGUAGCAGCUGUCUGUAAGUCAAAUGCUCAAAGCAACGACGGCAGCAAUGACAGCAAGCAGCAGCAACCCAGCGUCUGGGAUGACACCAUCAGAUUUGACACCAAGACAAAGGACUCAUGCACCAUGGCGGUGUCCACAGCAGGAAACUUUACACGUUUGCGUGUCUCCUGCAGAGCCCCAAGCCAGACUACAGGACGGUCCUACUACUGCGACUUCCAGGGCAAACCAACCCAAUGCCGAGCCUACAACAACAGUCAUCGGCACUACUUUACCCAGAUGAUGUGGGAGCUGAGGAAGCUGAAGAACGCCUGCCAGGGAGCCAAAAUCUACCGCCCUCACAUGUGCAGAAAAUACUCUGAUGAAGCUCAAAUGACUUUUCUAACCUCCUGGCCCAAGAAUUCAGCUCUCAAGCCUUCAAAGCCCAUCCAGGAGCAACGUAAACCAGCAGCACCAGCACAGACCAAACCCACUGCUACUCAUAAACCUGCGAAGCCGCAGCCUCAGACAGCUAAAACCCAGGUGGGCAAAAGCUCCCAGAGCAAGAAAGGCACCCCCAAGCUUGUGAAGACCACCACCCGUCCCACACAGGAGCCUGCAACCAGUGCGUCCCGCCUUGCUACAGAGUACUGCUGGAAGAGCUUCCAUGGCCUCUGCAGCUACGUCAUCAGCUGGUUCCAAAACUGAGAUGCAUGCAGGUUGGAAUUACUUACAACACAACACGUCUCCAGUCUUUGAUAUGUAUGAAAGCAUCUGGAAAUAUUUAAUCAAUAAUCAAGAGCUGACUCCUCAUCUUUCCAAGAAAUAUUGGACUAUGUGGUUUGCAUUAUUUAAAAAAUGUGUAUAAAACACAAUGAGCCAAAGAGACAACCUUACAGCGAUGUGUUUCUGUUUUUAAAUGAUGUAUCCCAGAUGUCAUCUGAAUGUUUCAGCAGCAUGCAGGUUUUCUGAGGAAGAGAAUAAAUUCAAGAGUGGUGACCUUUCA
This is a messenger RNA of Girardinichthys multiradiatus, 1351 nucleotides long. It is a transcript of the gene fgfbp2b, whose product is annotated as fibroblast growth factor binding protein 2b. The record is from RefSeq and is a predicted model, not a curated record. NCBI's taxonomy places the organism in Eukaryota, Metazoa, Chordata, Actinopteri, Cyprinodontiformes, Goodeidae. The coding region runs from base 328 to 1053 and encodes 241 amino acids. The transcript is spliced from 2 exons. Gene Ontology annotation, biological process: cell-cell signaling. Gene Ontology annotation, molecular function: growth factor binding.